This is a messenger RNA of Aphidius gifuensis, 1999 nucleotides long. RefSeq names its product signal transducing adapter molecule 1 (gene Stam). Gene Ontology annotation, molecular function: ubiquitin binding; phosphatidylinositol binding. NCBI's taxonomy places the organism in Eukaryota, Metazoa, Arthropoda, Insecta, Hymenoptera, Braconidae. Gene Ontology annotation, cellular component: ESCRT-0 complex. The record is from RefSeq and is a predicted model, not a curated record. Gene Ontology annotation, biological process: protein transport to vacuole involved in ubiquitin-dependent protein catabolic process via the multivesicular body sorting pathway. The transcript has 4 exons. Bases 338 to 1870 code for a protein of 510 amino acids.
AUUUUAUAUGUUCGUAGUGUCAGCACUGCUACAUUAUAAUUUCAAAUAUUUACAUGGGAUUUUCUCAUAGUGAGUUUUUGAUUUAUCAAGUUGUCUUUCUGUUGGCCCAGGCCGAGGCCCUCGGCUGCCCUCGGCCAGCUAUCGAACUGUAUCGAACGCUCCCCUUAUGGUCAUCUCUAAAAUUUUGUUGAAGAUUUGAGUGGAAUUAGUUGUUGACAUUUAAGCCAUUUUCAGUGAAUAGAUGAACAAGUUCUGUGACGUUUUACAGUAAAAAUCCAAGGUCCAAAAUUUCAAGUACUCGACAAUUGUAAAGAAAAUAAACGUAUUUAAAAAAAACAUGGGUCUCUUCGGGAACUCUACUAGUUUUGACGCUGAUGUAGAAAAAGCUACGAAUGAAAUUAACACAUCAGAAGAUUGGGCGACAAUACUGGAAAUCUGUGACAAUGUGGGAAAUUCGAAACAGAAUGCCAAAGACUGCUUAAGAUCUAUUACCAAGCGUUUAAAUGCUGCUGAUCCUCAUAUAGUGAUGCAAGCAUUAACACUUUUAGAUGCUUGCAGUAGUAAUUGUGGAAAAAAUUUUCAUUUGGAAAUAGCUUCGAGAGAUUUCGAAGCAGAACUAAAAAAACUUUUAAGUCGAGCCCAACCUCAAAUUAUCGAAAAAACCAAAAUCCUGUUGAAAAAAUGGGCAGAAAAUGAUUUCAAAUCAGAUUCGCAAUUGAAUCUAAUUCCAAGUCUUUACAACAAAUUGAAACAAGAUGGAAUAAAUUUCUCUUUAGAUCCUGCAGCUCCUUCUCCUGCAGCUGUAUUUCGUGAAGAACAAGAUCUUGCUAAAGCUAUUCAAUUAUCUCUCAAUGAUAAUAAGCAACAUUCAAAUUACUCAAAAACCAUGAGUCUUUAUCCGAAUGUUAGCGUACACGUAGAUAGUAUCUCAAAUGUUCCUGAAGGUAGAAAAGUCCGUGCUUUGUAUGAUUUUGAAGCAGCCGAAGAUAAUGAGUUGAGUUUUGCCGCAGGAGAUAUCAUUUAUAUACUUGAUGAUUCUGAUGCCAAUUGGUGGAAAGGCCUAAAGGGAAAAUUAGAAGGGUUAUUUCCUUCAAAUUUCGUGACAGCAGAUCUUUCUGUAGAACUAAAUCACAUUGCAAAGCUAGAUGGCAAUAAAAAAUCAGUCCAAUUUGCAAAUGCCGUGGAAGUUAAAACGCUCAAACAAGAGUUGGAAAUAACCGAGGUUGAAAUUAACGAAGAAAAAAUUGAUCGUCUUUUGAAUCUUUUGCAUGAAGCUGAUCCACAAACCGACGUUACGGAUCCUUUCGAAUUACUUGAUCUCGAAGAACAAGUAAUGGCAAUGGGUCCGCUAAUUGAUGCAGCUUUAGAAAAGGUUGAUCGGCGACAUGCUCAAUUAACUCAAUUGAGCUCUGAUUUAGUAGACGCUGUUAACCUUUAUCGUACGCUUCAGAGAGAGCCUCCAUCGUCUAUUGCAACUUAUCAUUAUCAGAAAAUACCAGGGCCUAUGAUUCCUCCUAUAUCUCCAUACUUGAAUCAACCCUCAUCACACAUAUAUAAUAGAAUGUCAAGUCACCAUCAAAUUUUUCCAAAAACUUUUAUUCCAAAUGUAGGAUCCGGGAUGUCACAUACUGUUGAAUACGGUAAUUCGACUAUACCACCUCAACAUUACCAUGGGAUAACAGGAAUUCAUCAGCAAUUACCUUUUGGCCAUUCUACUGAGCUUCAAAGCCCUUAUAUUGAACCUCAUAACAUUCCCUCACAAACCUUACCAUCACCUCGAACAAAUGCUCACCACACCAUUGGCCAACCACAACAGCUGCUGACGCAGAGGAGUGAUCAGAUAAAUUUAUCUUAUCCAAAUACCGGGUAAAUCUUAACUUCGAUCGGUUUCUAGAGCAAAACUGUUAUUUAUCACUUGAAACUGUAAGUUAAUUUCUUCGCUAAAAUUUAAAUAUAAAUUCUUAUUCUUAUUCAAUAAAGCUCCAAUUAUGAAUUCACA